This is a messenger RNA of Echinostoma caproni, 687 nucleotides long. Lineage: Eukaryota; Metazoa; Platyhelminthes; Trematoda; Plagiorchiida; Echinostomatidae. The record is from the annotation of a GenBank genome assembly.
AUGUACCACAGACACAACGCGGGUCAUCUGUUCUCAGGUGGACCUCGAAUAAUUUAUUCUUCGUUGCUGAAUGUGAAUGUUUCAACGAAGCCUGAUGUCGAUUUUCCUAGCAAAUUCUCCAGCGUGGUCGGACUGGGAAACGCAUGGUUUAUCCCACUGGCUUUCAUCUAUCAUGGAACUCUUCAACGAGCUAUUGGUUUUAGACCGGAUAAACCACUGGAAGAAGACAUCACAGACUUCGGUUUUGCUAAGCGUGUGAAAGGACGCACUUGGACUCUUUGUGGCACUCCGGAAUAUUUGGCCCCGGAAAUUAUUUUGAGCAAGGGCUACAAUAAGGCGGUCGAUUGGUGGGCCCUCGGUGUACUUAUCUACGAAAUGGCUGCUGGUUAUCCUCCAUUCUUUGCUGAUCAACCAAUCCAGAUAUACGAAAAGAUAGUUUCGGGGAAAGUACGUUUUCCAUCACAUUUUAGUUCCGAUUUGAAAGAUUUGCUGCGCAAUUUGCUCCAAGUGGAUCUUACCAAACGCUUUGGCAACUUAAAGAACGGUGUGAACGAUAUCAAAACGCACAAAUGGUUCUCGACCACUGAUUGGAUUGCAACUUACAAACGUGAGCGAACACAUUCGUUCUGGGUCGUGAUUCGUGCCUGCGGUAGUGGCGGUGGUGAUGUGAUCACCGUUGGACAGUAG